AUGACUAAUGAGGAGAUUGAUAAUAAUGAGAUGAUCAGUGGUUUGUCUGGGAAGGAAGCAAAGCUGAAUAAGAAUGUUCGAGAUAGGAGUGCUGCUGUGCUGAACCCAGUUGAAAAUCUCAGUCAAUGGAAGGUUGUAAAAGCAAAAGGGAAACCUUCAUUGGGGCAGCAGAAAGAGAAUCUAACAGUGGAUCAAGAACCCCGGAUUUCGUUUAGCUCGGAGCCUAAUUUUAAGGAAUUGGCAUUCAGUUCGAAGGAAAAGGCUGAUCAAUGUAAGAAGCCAAACCAAGAAGUUGCGGUGGAUGCUAGCUUGUCUAAUUGGUUGGGUUCAUCUGAGUGCACACCAGUCAACAAGCCUGGCUCAACUGGCUUAGAUACCAUUACAUAUGAGAAAAGCAUGCCACUGGGAUCGAAUUCACCAAGAAGCUUUGAUGAUAGGCCUAUUCUUGGUGCACUAACUGUGGAAGAGCUUAAACAGUUUUCGGCUACUUCUUCUCCAAGGAGGUCACCAAGUCGUAGCCCUGAUGAGAUGCCAAUAAUAGGGACUGUUGGGACUUAUUGGAAUCAAAAUAGCUCCGGCAAGGAUUCUGGCUCAGCCCCUUCUUACAAAGGAAUACCAAACACGACCAGCAAAUAUAGAGAGGAUAAGAGAGUGAACUGGCACUCCACUCCAUUUGAGACAAGACUGGAGAGAGCUUUGAAUGGUGAUGCUGCUAAAGGAGGAGCCUACUCAACAACUCACACUUCUAAUAGAGGCGAGGAAUCUAAUACCCCGAGACACCUGCCGGAUGCAAGCGGUACCACCUCAAACACUCCUCUCAAGGGGUAA
Molecule: messenger RNA, 828 nt
Organism: Dovyalis caffra
Lineage: Eukaryota; Viridiplantae; Streptophyta; Magnoliopsida; Malpighiales; Salicaceae
Source: the annotation of a GenBank genome assembly